This is a messenger RNA of Onychostoma macrolepis, 3845 nucleotides long. RefSeq names its product sushi, nidogen and EGF-like domain-containing protein 1. Bases 654 to 3164 code for a protein of 836 amino acids. Lineage: Eukaryota; Metazoa; Chordata; Actinopteri; Cypriniformes; Cyprinidae. The transcript has 18 exons. Gene Ontology annotation, biological process: cell-matrix adhesion. The record is from RefSeq and is a predicted model, not a curated record.
CUGGCAUGUUUCAUUUCAGAUUAAAAUGCAAAAGUUGUUUAAAAAAAUGUGUACAAAUGUAUAUGUAAAUGGUGCUUUUAAGUAUUUGGUGUUGUUUGAUAAACACCAAAGCAAGUACAAAAAUUUGAAUAACUGUUUGAAAACACAAAUAUUGCUUGACUUCCUUUCCUUCCAUGACAAGCAGGUGACGAACUACUUUGCAAUUUUGACUUCUUGUAAUUUAAAUUAUGAUAUCUACAAUGUGAUUAUGACUUCAUAUUUAUCCAAAGAUUUACACUGGAAAAUAUUUUCUGGUAUUUUCUAGUAGAAAUAAGUAAAUAAAGAUAUUUAUAAAUUGAUUUUGUUCUAUCUUAAUGAAACAUUUAAGGAUUUUAAUAAGUGGAUACAAAUUGGAAAAAUAAUUAUAUAGCGUCUGAGAAUAUUUAUAUUUUGACACAAGUGAAGUGAAAACAGCUGUUCUCAAAUACUGACUUCUACAACAUUCAUCCUACUCUUGACAGGAGAUGUUUUCUCAUAAAUGAGGGCCUGGGACACAAUUAAAAUCAGUGCAACUUCCUGCUAAACCACAGCAGGAGCAAGAGCAGCUUAGAAGCAGCUGUCUGAGAAGAAGGACUCCUAACCUACAUUCUGGUUUUAUCUCUGACUUCUUCAUCAUGAGAUUGUCUCUGGUUUCACAACAUCUGCUGAUGUUCAUAUCAGUCCUGUCACUCAUCACCGCACAAACAUCAUCUCCACCACCAACAACACCACCUGCUACAACAACAACAUCUGCAACAACAACACUGGCAGCCCUCCCCAAUGACCCCUGCUAUAACUACACUGUUCUGGAUGAUUUACGGAGAGCCACCAGCAAUCAAUUACAAUCAUCAUAUUACGGACAAUAUACCUCUAAAUUACUGUGUGACCAAAAUGUCAACUGGGUCGGCUGGUACCGUCUCUUCAUUCGGGGUCAGAGCGUUCAGAUGCCAGACACAUGUGUUAAUCAGCUAAGCUGCGGCACUCAUGCCCCACUGUGGCUGAACGGAGUACACCCACGAAUUGAGGAUGGAGUGGUGACCCGUAGUGUCUGCGGUCACUGGAACAAUAACUGCUGUGGUUUCCAGUCGAAUCCCAUUAAAGUGAAAGCUUGUCCAGGAGGUUAUUAUGUCUAUGAGUUUGUAAGGGCAGUUAACUGCUAUUUGGCAUACUGUGCAGACGUUAGGAACAUUACUCUCAAUAACGAUACUGGAACUCCAGAGCCAACCUUGGCAGCACCGGCAAUAUUCUACCCAUUCGGCUCAGCGGCAGGAGACGCAAACAAUACUGCUGUUGAAGACGGAAGCUCUUCUGUUAUUCAGCUGUCAAGUCCAUUUCUGUUCUUUGGCCGCACAUACCGACAGAUAUAUGUGAAUAAUAAUGGAUACCUCACAUUCAACCAGGCUUCAAACGAAUAUGUUCCCUACUCAUUUCCCACUGAGGGAAGCCAAGAUAUAAUUGCUGGUCUCUGGACUGACCUUGACAACCGCCUCAGAGGUGUUGUUUCAUAUCGUCAGUACUCCAGUGGAAAUGUUCUCACACGCGCCACUCAGGAUAUAAACACACAUUUCCCAUAUUUGACCUUCACUGCUUCUUGGGUCUUUGUUGCAACGUGGAAUAAAGUCGCUUACUAUGCUUUGACCAGCACAGAAACAUCGUUUCAAGUGGUUUUAAUUUCAGGACGUAAUUUUUCAUUUAUUCUGAUGAAUUAUGGUGAUAUUGCUGUAACUGGACAUCCGGUGCAGGCUGGUUAUGACACAGCAAACUCCACGGAAUACUUUGUGAUUCCUGGAUCAAUCAAUGGCAGCUCCAUCUCAAACCUCAGGAACUCCAGUAAUGUCAAUGUUCCCGGUCGAUGGGCCUUCAGGGUGGACGGUGGAUCAGAGUCAAACAAAGACCCCUGCUACAAAUACACUGUGCUGGAUGAUCCUUGGAGAUCCACAGACUAUCGACAUCCCAAUAUAACCAACUAUAUGUGUGACGCUUAUGUCAGCUGGGUCGGCUGGUAUCGUCUCUUCAUUAAUGGUCAGAACGCUCAGAUGCCAGACACAUGUGUUAGUCCCCUUAGUUGUGGCACUGGUGGCACAAUGUGGCUGAACGGAGCACAUCCAACAGUUGAGGAUGGAGUGGUGACCCGAAAUGUCUGUGGUAACUGGUUGAAUAUCUGCUGUGAUUUCCAAUUCAAUAUUAAAGUCAAAGCCUGUCCAGGAGGUUAUUAUGUCUACGAGUUUGUGAGCCCACAUUACUGCUAUCGAGCAUACUGUGCAGAAGUUAGGAACAUCAACAAUCUUACUGUCACUCCGGAGUCAGCACCAGCAAUAUUCUACCCAUUUGGUUCAGCAGCAGGAGACACAAGAAAUUCUGCUGUUGAAGAUGGAAACUCUCCUGUUAUUCAGCUGUUGGAUCCAUUUCUGUUCUUUGGUCGCACAUACCGGCAGAUAUAUGUGAAUAAUAAUAGACACCUCACAUUUAACCAGGCUUCAUCAGAAUAUACUCCCUACUUAUUUCCCUCUAACAGAAGCCAAGAUGUAAUUGCUGGUCUCUGGACUGACCUUGACAACCGUGUGAAAGGUGUUGUUUCAUAUCAGCAGUACACCAGUGGAAACGUUCUCACAAACGCCACUCGGGACAUAAACACAUAUUUCCCAAAUCUGAACUUCAACGCUUCUUGGGUCUUUGUUGCAACAUGGAAUAAAGUCGCUUACUUCAACUCAACCAGCACAUUUUUGCAGGAAACAUCGUUUCAAGUGGUUUUAAUUUCAGGCGGUAAUUAUUCCUUUAUUCUGAUGAAUUAUGGUGACAUUGCUGUAACUGGACAUCCGGUGCAGGCUGGUUAUGACACAAUUAACUCCACACACUACUUUGUGAUUCCUGGAUCAAACAGCGGCAGCUUCAUCUCAAACCUCAGGAUCUACAGUAAUGUCGAUGUUCCCGGACGAUGGGUCUUCAGGGUGGACAGUGAACCAGGAAACAACAUCUUGAAAUACAAUGUUUUUGGAAUUCGAGUGAGACUUUCCUCAUUUUCAGACCUAACACAGAAUGGAAACAUUGAAAUGCUUUUACAGCAAAUGAAACAGGAGCUGGUCAAGCGCGGUCUGCCAAACAGCAUCGAGCUGAAGUUAAGAAAACUGCAAAAGACAAAGCCAUAAUUACAGCCUCCUUCAGGAAAAUUAAAACCUGUUUGCUUAACAUCUGACUGCAAAUAUCCUUGAUGACUGAUGAUGUAAAAGCUUAAGUUUUUUUUUUUUUUUCAUUUACCUUCAUUAGAUCUAUAUCUUAUAAGGAUGCAGACAUGUAUAAUGUACUGUAUAUUUUAAAAGCAGUGUAUGUAGCUUUAAAUAAAUGCGUCUGCAGAAAUGCCUCAAUGUCAUAUUCCAUCUCAGUGCAUGAUUCUUCCUGUUUCUUUCUGUUUGUAAAACAUUUUUAAUAUGGGCAUCUUAAUUUGUGGCUUAAUGGAAAUAAUACUAUAAUAAUCAAGUCACCUUUAUUUCUAUAGCACAUUAUACCAUAGGGAUUCUUUCAAAGCAGCAGAAUCAAUGAUGAAAACUUUACAGAAUGACAAUAGUUUCAUUAUUCAGCUCAGUUCAGUUCAAGAUUGAUUCUCAUUUGAUGUGUCAGUGUCAGUGGAUUCAAAUUAAUAAUCAAUGAAUAUCAAUAUUCAGAUUUUUGACGUGUAAAUCCUAGUAGAUUUUAUUCCAGCCACUAUUCGUGUGAAGUUAUGCUCAGUAAUGUUGUUUUGAGUCAGUGCUUCCCAAACUGUGGGCCGUAGUGGUAUUGCAGGGGGGCCGUGGCUAGGCUAAAUUAAAAUAAUUAAAAUAUUUUAAUUGUUC